Molecule: messenger RNA, 2026 nt
Organism: Schizosaccharomyces japonicus yFS275
Lineage: Eukaryota; Fungi; Ascomycota; Schizosaccharomycetes; Schizosaccharomycetales; Schizosaccharomycetaceae
Product: catalase
Exons: 1
Coding region: 224-1786 (520 amino acids)
Biological process (GO): response to reactive oxygen species; cellular detoxification of hydrogen peroxide; response to oxidative stress
Molecular function (GO): catalase activity; heme binding
Source: RefSeq, a predicted model, not a curated record
CAAGAGAGGACAUUUCCUCCUUUUUCUACCUUACCAAUUACCAAUUUGAAGACUUUUGACAAACUGAGAGUCUCCACCGAAGACUUAAUUUUGUAUACUUUAAGAAGAAGGUAUUAGCGCGAUAAUUGAGCUGUCGGAACCUUUCUGUACAUUUUACCUUUUAUUUUUGGAAACGUUUGUUAUUUCUUAACUUUCGUUCUCGAAGUACUGUAUUAUAAUUGCAAUGCCUUACGAAUUUAACGAGAAAAAGGAGGUUCCCGACCACCCGACUUACACGACUAGCACCGGCUGUCCCAUAUUCAAUCCUUUGGCUAGCCAACGUAUUGGUCGCAAUGGACCAAUUCCGUUACAAGACUUUCAUUUGAUUGACGUGUUUCAGAAGUUUGAUCGCGAACGUAUUCCUGAACGUGUCGUUCACGCAAAAGGUGUUGGUGCCCAUGGCGUAUUUGAGGUGACGAAUGAUAUCACAAAGUAUACGAAGAUGAAUAUGCUCUCCGAAGUUGGUAAGAAGACGAAAAUGUUCGCUCGUUUUUCCACUGUUGGAGGUGAACGCGGUACACCAGAUACUGCUCGUGAUCCUCGUGGUUUCGCCCUCAAGUUUUACACGGAAGAGGGUAUUUUUGAUAUGGUGUGCAACAAUACACCUGUCUUCUUCAUUCGCGACCCAGCCAAGUUUCCCGUCUUCAUCCAUACACAAAAGCGAAAUCCCCAGACGAACUUAAAGGAUGCGACCGCGUUUUGGGAUUAUUUGUCCUUGAAUCCUGAGUCAAUUCAUCAGGUAAUGAUACUGUUCUCCGACCGUGGAACUCCAUAUGGUGUACGUUUUAUGAAUGGUUACUCUGGUCACACAUAUAAGUUUGUAAAUGACAAGAACGAGUUCUUUUACUGCAAGUGGCAUUUUAUAUCUGAUCAGGGUAUAAAGAAUCUGGACAAUGACACUGCAGCUGAGAUUGGUGGUAAGAAUCCGGAUUUUGCUGGCCAGGAUCUUUUUGAGGCCAUUGAGAGCGGCGAUUGCCCUAGUUGGACCUUAUAUGUUCAAAUUAUGACACCAAAGCAAGCAGAGCAGUACCAUUACAACAUCUUUGAUCUGACGAAGGUAUGGCCUCACAAAGAUGUUCCUUUAAUUCCUGUUGGCAAGUUUACUUUGAACCGUAACCCUACAAACUACUUUGCCGAAGUGGAGCAAGUCGCCUUCUCUCCUUCGCACAUGGUUCCAGGAAUAGAUGUCUCUGCAGACCCAGUUUUGCAAGUGCGAACUUUUUCGUAUCCUGACACCCACCGUCAUCGUUUGGGCGCAAACUUUGAACAAAUUCCCAUCAAUUGUCCAGUGAACCCAGUUUUCAAUUACUCCCGUGAUGGACCCAUGAACGUUGGCGCUAAUCAAUUUGACCUUCCCAACUACCCCUCUUCUACUCAAAAGCUCGAUAAGGAAAAGAAUGAACCCGAUGCUGAACAUGAACGCUGGAUUGGCAAGGUUACGUAUCACAUGGACGAGCUUACCGAUGUUGAUUUUGAACAACCAAGAGCAUUGUGGAAGUUAAUGGGAAAACAGAAGGAUCAGCAAGACCAUUUUGUCUACAAUGUCUCUGUUCAUCUGUGCAACGCUAUUCCAAAUGUCCGCGAGCGUCAGUACGGAGUAUUUAGCCGGGUUGAUCCUGAGUUGGGCAAGCGCAUACGUGAGGCGACAGAAGCAGAGGCAAAGAAGAUUGCGGGAAAUGAAACCGUUCCAGUGAAGCCUGAACCCCAUCAAUUUGAACCUCAAAAUUCUACUUUAAAGUCUUCUUAAUUGAUUCAACAGAAUGCAAAUCAAUUUAGUUGACAAUGGUAAGUAUUCAGUUCUCUUUCUUUUGGGGUUUUCACACCGUCUAGUCUGUGUGUAUUAUUAUUACUUGCUGUAGGCUUAUCAACUUUGAUAGUGCGGUUUUCCGCUUGCUUAUAUCUUGCUGUACUUUAUUUGGCCUGUGUACCUGAUCGGCAUACAGGCAUUUCUUAGGUAGAAUAACAGACGUUCUCUCUUCUCCGCUAA